This is a messenger RNA of Penicillium diatomitis, 2046 nucleotides long. Its product is annotated as ChAPs family protein. Gene Ontology annotation, molecular function: protein binding. The transcript has 7 exons. The record is from RefSeq and is a predicted model, not a curated record. Gene Ontology annotation, biological process: Golgi to plasma membrane transport. NCBI's taxonomy places the organism in Eukaryota, Fungi, Ascomycota, Eurotiomycetes, Eurotiales, Aspergillaceae. Bases 1 to 2046 code for a protein of 681 amino acids. Gene Ontology annotation, cellular component: exomer complex.
AUGGUUGCGCCCGCUGUUCCAGAAAUUCACGAGGAAGAGGAGCUAUUUGUUGCUGUCGAAGCGCGCACAGAGUCGCUACAGAGCUUGCGAGAACUAGGUCCACCAGACCUGGUCUACUUGGUAAAACAGCCCAAGGCCAACUCGACCCGACAGAGCGGUGUCUACCACCAUGUCACUGGAAUCGAUGCCUCUUCGUCAGCGAGCUUAGCGGCCUACGUCAAUACCCUCACGUUUUCUCCACUCGACAAGACGCAUAAAGUGGUUUCGGGCAUAUACUGUUGCUACAAUGCUUUUUCUCACCUGGACAUGCGCGUCGAGGUCAAGAUCCCGGGCAGUCUCGAGGCAUACUGCAUUGACGAGCACGGGGAAAAGCGCAUGGCCACGGAUGCGCUGUGGCUGGAAACUUUCCUGUGUGCUGUUUUGAGGGCCUAUCUAUACGCUGAUGAUGGCAGCGGUGAUGCCAUCAAGAAGAUUGUCGGCGUCAGAAGGUUCAACCCCGUGACAAAUACUGAAAUGGAACACAAGUUCCUGGAUGCGGCUGAGAAACUCUUCUUCUUGGGGCGUCAGCUCAGCUCGGACCCCGAAACGCAAGUUCCCAAUACUGUUAGCAAUCAUUUAACGUCUGGUAUUUUGAAGUACAUCUAUACGACAGGCCGAUACACGUCAGGAAUCAACUUGUUCGAAAAGCUUCGCACACGUGAUGUAGAAGUUUCGUCUCUUCUUGCGCGUGUGCAAAUAAUGGCAGAUGAGGAAGUCCAAGCAGUGCGGUUAAUGUACGACGCGCUGCAGGAUGUUCCAAUGGACUAUGCCCUGCUCGAUAGCCAAGCAGCUUUCUGUCAGAGCAAAGGCGAGGGCGAAAUGGCUCUCGAAUGUGCCAAGCGUGCUGUGACUGCAGCACCAAGUGAGUUCACUACUUGGGCUCGUCUCGCUGAAGUCUACGUCAGCAUGGAGCAAUGGGAUCUGGCACUCUUGACCUUGAAUUCAUGCCCGAUGUUCACAUACCAAGACAAGGAUACGCCAAGAAUGCCACAACCCUCACGAAUCAUGCUUCCCAUUCUCUCCGAAAGUAUUCUCGACGAAAUUGACGAAGGUCAGCCCAAGCAAGGCGAUCCACAUGACUAUGUGCAUCCGUCUUUGAGAAAGAUGCAUGCUGCUGGAUACCAAGGGACAUUUCUCAAGGCCUACAAUCUGCUCACCAAGAUUGCCGCUGCCAUUGGCUGGGAUCAAUUGUUGAAGACUCGCAGUGAAGUCUUCGUGAUGGAAGAAGAAUAUCGCGUGGAGCGACAACAUGUCCCCAAGCCCGCGCAAUCCCUUGAGGCUGAGAUGAAUGGAGUGCCCGUUGAAAGUACGGAUGAAAGCGGCGGCGAGGACUCGGCUUCCUCGGGACCUGGACCUGUUGAAUCUGCCUACGAAGCGGCGACCAACGGCACCCAGGAUGAAACGCCGAUCGAGAGGCCGGAGCAGAGUAUGGCUUCUGAAGUUGUCAAGUCUGGAAAUGAAGAUGCUGAUCCUUCACACACCUCAUAUGCUCAAUUCUCGAAUAAGCGUCUCUGUGAGCGGUGGUUGGAUAAUUUGUUCAUGGUCCUCUACGAAGAUCUUCGGAUCUACACUAUCUGGCGGACAGAGAUGGCUCAAUUCCGCCAACAAUCCAUGGAAUAUAAGAAGUCAGCAACCGAGUGGGAAAUUCUGGGUGAACUUGCAGAGCGUCUGCACCACUUUGAUGAGAGUAUCGAGGCGUAUCAAAGCUGUCUGGCCAUCAGGUUCUCGCCCAAGGCAAUGCGCGGACUUCUCAAGCUCUAUGAGAAACAAAAUGACACACGGGGAAUGCUCGGUGCUUUGAUCCGUCUCAUUGCCUGGCAGUAUCGGUGGUAUUCCGAGUUUUCGCCGGAGCUAUUGUACCUGGUUCGGAAGCUGAUCGAAGAUGAGGGUGCCGUGAAAGUUCGGAGCAUUGUGCAGGCCACCAAUUUGCCUCAGCCAGUGCUUGACCUCACACAUCAAUACUGUCAGCUAUGCGCGACCUUCCGCAGCAGUGGCAGUGAUGCAUAG